This is a messenger RNA of Manihot esculenta (cassava), 1700 nucleotides long. RefSeq names its product auxin-responsive protein IAA13. Gene Ontology annotation, cellular component: nucleus. Gene Ontology annotation, molecular function: protein binding. The record is from RefSeq and is a predicted model, not a curated record. Gene Ontology annotation, biological process: regulation of DNA-templated transcription. NCBI's taxonomy places the organism in Eukaryota, Viridiplantae, Streptophyta, Magnoliopsida, Malpighiales, Euphorbiaceae. The coding region runs from base 331 to 1248 and encodes 305 amino acids. The transcript has 5 exons.
UUUACUAUUUUUGUAUUAUUUCUAUUUUGUGUAGCUAACAGUGAAAAUCAGAUUCUAAAUCUAAAGAGACAUGAUGAUUAUGUCAAGAAAAUUUUGACAGUGUACUGUGGACAUGUGGUGAGAGUGCUUGGUGCACUACUAGACACAUGGGCCCCAUCAUCAUCACUCCCUCCACCACCUUCCCCCUCUCAAACUUCCCUUCCCCUUCCCUCCUCCACUCCAUACUCUUCCUCUCCCUUCAUUACCCAAACACUUCUCUGUCUGAAAAACGCUUUCUUUAAACCUUUCUUUGAUCUUCAGAAACAGCUAAAGUCUAUUUCUUGUUUGAGCAUGGAAGGAGGUCUUGGUUUACUUGGUGUAAAUGGUGGUGGUGUUUCUGGGGCCUCAGCAAACGAGUCUACUGUGAAAAAGGUGGAUGCUGAGGCUAGCUCAUAUGCAGUAGAGGCUGAGCUAGAGCUGGGCCUUGGUUUGAGCAUUGGUGGUGGAAGUGGAGGAAAGGGCAAGUCAAGCGCAUGGGGCGAGUGUGGAAGAAUCCUGACUGCCAGGGACUUUCCUUCUCUGGCCUCUCAGCCUCAUAGAAGUCAUCAUUAUAAUAAUAAUAGCAAUGCUUCUGCUUGUGUUGCUGUUUCUGGGACUAAACGAGCUGCUGAGCCUGUUUCCCAAGAGAGUGGAUCCCCUACUUCUAUCAGUAAAUUGCUUUGUGGGAGCAGUCAGGUUGUGGGGUGGCCUCCUAUAAGAGCUUAUAGGAUUAACAGCCUGGUGAACCAAGCCAAGGCUUCAAGAUCUGAAGAAGAUAAGUUAGCUGGUGAAAAAGACAAAUCUAAUGAUGCUUCCAAGAAAAUUUGCAAUGCUACUGGAAAUGAGAAAGGGCAUCUUGGAUUUAUCAAGGUGAAUAUGGAUGGAGUUCCAAUUGGAAGGAAAGUGGACUUGAAUGCUCAUGCUUCCUAUGAGACUCUUGCACAAACACUUGAAGAAAUGUUUUUCAGGUCCACCCCAACCGUCAGCUCCAUGGGAUCAGGUGGAGAGAAGCAACAACCAGCAAAUCCCUCUAAGCUCUUGGAUGACUCAUCUGAGUUUGUGCUAACUUAUGAAGAUAAAGAGGGAGACUGGAUGCUCGUCGGAGAUGUUCCAUGGGGGAUGUUCUUAAGCUCUGUUAAAAGGCUCCGAAUCAUGAAAACUUCAGAAGCUAAUGGACUUGGUCCAAGAUUCCAAGAGAGGAGUGAAAGACAAAGAAGCAAGCCAGCUUAGGAUCACCUCUGCCCAUCAUGUAAAACUCCAAAAAGAUGAAAACUUAAUAGUUUGAAAACAAAAACAGUAGAAAAAAAAAAGCUGAUGAAUCAGAACAUUCCACUGAGAUUGCAUUUUUAGUUGUAUUCUUUUUUGUCGCUUGACCACUAUCUGGUUUUCUAGGUGAAAUUCAUUUAGUUUCUGUCGCAUACAGUGCUGCCACACAGGCUUUUUUGCACACCUGACUGCUGCUUUCUCAUACUGUAUAUAUGAGAGUACUGUGGAGUUUGCUGCAAUCUAGUGGACUGAGUUUCAAUAUUUGGUGUGGUUUUGAUGUCUGAAAAGAUCUUCCUCGUUGUGUUGGUUUUGUUUUAUAUAUUUUGGAAGUGUGCAGCUUGGCACAUUUGGAUUGAUUGUACCUCAACUGAACAACCCUUUUCUAGUUAUUAAUCUAACUUUCCAUUUCAUUACAA